This is a messenger RNA of Porites lobata, 11737 nucleotides long. Lineage: Eukaryota; Metazoa; Cnidaria; Anthozoa; Scleractinia; Poritidae. The record is from the annotation of a GenBank genome assembly.
AUGGUGACUGUACCAUCUCCACAAUGUGUUGGGCGAGAAUUUGUCCGGCAGUAUUACACCCUCCUUAAUCAAGAACCAGUCCAGAUUCACAGGUAUUAUGAAUUUUUUAUCAUUAUUAGUGGUGGAUGUCGCCAGUUACCCAUUUAUACACCUGGGUGAAGAGAGACAAAGUGGAGUAAAGUUCCUUGUCUAAGGAAACAAUGCGACCGGCAAGGCUUGAACCCCGUACCUCCAGAUCUAGAGUUCGAAGUGUUAACCGCUCGGCCACACACGCCUCCAUGGGUACUUGCGACAUACUGCUGGGGGGUAACCCUGUGAUGGACUAGCAUCUCGUCCAGGUGGGAGUAGCAAUACUCCUAGUUAUUCUUCAUGCUACGGAAACCACUAUAAGCUCUGGCCGUUUGAGCCUUUGGUUCAUGCGUGCGUUUACCUACCUUACCAUUAGUAGUGGAUGAAAUAGAGAGGAGAAAUUUUCAGGUCAUGUUGCCAUGGUAGCAAAAUUUUUUGGGAUCAAUCUCAACAAACCAUGGUCCUGCAAUUAUGCCAGAAAAAAAGGAAAAAUUGAACAUGUAUGACUUUUCUGUACAUGAUUGCACUAAGGAACAAAACGGUAGCCCAUAUUUUUCUUCUAUCUUUUGAUAAUGCAAAUGGCUGUCUCUGUCAAGAAAGAUUGUUGAGAUCCUGGAAUUUUGCUACCAUGGUAACAUGACAUCACAAUUCUCCUCUCUAUUAACUUUUUAUUUAAACCCAUCGCUAAUAGAUGGGUGUGGUAAGGCACCUGGACAAACUGAGGGAGCCACAAGCAAGCGCGGAAGGUAACCAUGACAACCCUAUGAGCGGCACCCACCAGGCACUGGAACAAUGAUAACCGCAGCUGUGGACAGUUUCACAGAUACUUACCAAGACACAUCCAGUGGGAUGGGAACGAAAAUUGGCUAAAAAACAAUAUCACACGAAGACAAUGAAAGUGAAAUGAUUGACCUCAGCAAAAACACUGUGAAAUAUUGAGGGAAAUAAACUGAACUGAACUGAAUUACUAGAGCCCUGCAAAUGCGCAAAGACCACCCCAAAUAUGAUUAGUGAUGGAGGUUGCUGCCCAGCAUUGUUGACUAAGUGAUAUAUAAGUUUAGCCUCAUCAUAUUCUGGUGAUCUAAUGUUUUCCUUGGCAGCAAAGGUUUGUAAAUUAGAUGCUAGAUUUGUUACUUUUUGCCUAGUACUUAGAGGGUUAUGAGUUUGAAUCUCACCUGGAGGGUGGAAUUUUUUCUGAACUUUCUUGUGUUAAAAUUCUCCGUUCAAAAAAUAAUUUGUUCGCAAGUUGUGGGUUGCAUUUGUUUGACCUUGCAUUUCGAGAUAGUAGCUCAUACAUGUAGGUGUUGCUUUUAGCCUCAUUUUGAAAGUGAGGACUUUUGUAACUCUGAAAUGUCCUUUAGCACAAUUUCAAUAUAUUAUGGAGCGAAUAAAUAUUGUUAGCUGUUCUAUCUCAAGUAUUUCGGUCCAAUAUCUUUUUACUUUGUUCAGAUAUAAGAUUAUUUACAGUACUGUACCACACCUGUUUUCUUCCUACAUCUGUAUUAAAAAUGUCACUUUAAAAAAUAGUUGUAAAUGUGACAAAGGCUUUUUAUGAGCUUCCAUUAAAUUGCAAAAACCAAGAUGUAUCAGGGUUGUCACUAAGAUUUCAAGUUGCCGGGUAAAUACAACAAGUAGGCGGGGAAUCAAACGGCUAGGGAUUUCUUUUGGUUCUAUUUUUCUUCUAUUUUCCUAUGAAAGUAGCUGGGGGCCACUCUUUUAGUAGCCGGGGAAAAUCCCGGCCCCCGGCUGUUACUGACAACCUUGUGUAUAUUCCCUCAGUGUGGAAAGUAACAAAGUUUUGAGGUGUAUUUUCUUGGUUACAAUUUUCAGGUUUUAUACCAAGCAGUCUUGGUUUCUACAUGGGAGGGCUGAAAAUGGACCCUCUGAACCCCCUGUGAUUGGCCAAGAGGUAUGAGAUGCUACUUGCUUUAUGCAGGCUUUUGUAAUACAACAGGAUUAAUGCAAAAUAAUAGAAGACCUUAUACAUAAACCUGAGAAGCUUUCUUGGGAGUUGGAUUCAUUCAACUCAGAUCUGUCUUGUUUUUUACCCUCAUACUACUAGUGGUUCAUUUGCUUUUGGAUGGCUAUUUAGAUAGUUAUUUAGACAAUUGCCUCAAAUAUACCUGUACAUAACCUGAGCUCAAUUCUUCACCCAGGUUGAAUGAAGGUUGUGAUUUUUUAACUUUUGAUGUUGGGGAAGGCAGCAUGGGGUGUUUGUUAAGGCUGUUGACCCAUGCAAAUGAGAUCAUUUGUUCAUGAUUGCUGGGUCAUGUCAGUGCUUGAUCUUCUGUUGCCCUGGGUGAGUAACUUGACAUGGGUGUUGGCCAAUCUUGCUUUGGGUUAAGGCACACUAGGUGUUAUUGUUGGCUGGUAAUAAUGGAAUAAAGCCUUAGGUGAAUUCUGAUAAACUGCUGGAUUCUCCUUCCCUUUGCCUUGUACCUGCUUGUGAAUCAAAGGGAAAAUUUAAUAAAUAAUUUAUUAAAUUAAAUUGAGUUGACUCCUGAUAUUCAGUUGUAAUAAUUAUUACAUUAUUAUUACUGUACCUCAAAUAUUAUGACUAUAUUGUUUAAAAUGCCAAGAAAGUCAAAUGUGUGUUUUACAACCCUUUGGAACACUCAACGACUCUUGGAUUCAAACCUUUCACCGUUAGCACAAACUGUUAGAGCAUUGGGGCAAACUGUUAGAAGGUCAGGGCAUAGCGUUAGAACUUUAGGACAAACCAUUAGCUAUCCGAUAGUUUUUUAACGUUUCACGGAUUAUCAUUAGUGUAUGCUUUUGCAUGAGAGGUCACAAAUGGUGUACCUUUAUGUGAUGUUUUUAACAAGGAAAAUACUUAGAAUGUGGUCAGCAAAGACCAUCAGAGUCACAACUGUAAUGAAAAUGGGGUGGCAAAUUGGACUUCAUCUUUAAUUUUGUCUGUCUUAAUUUUAGCUUUCUCAAGCUUUUAGUUCUUAUUUUUUUCAGGCAAUCUACAGCAAGAUCAAGGAACUAAAUUUCCAUGACUGUCACACAAAAAUCAGACAAGUGGACAGCCACUCUACUGUGGGAGGAGGGGUGGUAGUACAGGUUAGUAUGGAUCAGCACUCUGUUUUUCUCUUUUCCCUUUCUGUCUUUAUCUAAUGACACCAAUAAUAAAACAAAUAAUGAAACAAAUAUUUGUUAAAUAGAUAUUACAUGGCCACACCGAGAUACAAAAUUUGUCUUUGAGUGUUGAAGAAUAUUCCACAAGUGAAUGCAGUGAACAAGAACAUCACAGUGAGAAGAUAAAUAUAUUUCUCCAAGCAGUCCUGUACUGUUCUCCUUAUUGUAUACACUGUAAACCCCAAUGAAAUACCAAACCUUUUCACAAUAAAACAUUUUUUUGCUGCAGAAGGUGUUAAGAUAACAUUAGAAUUAGAAUUUCCUUUCUCCAAGCAGUCAUGUAAUGUUCCCUUAUUAUAUACACUGUAAACCCCAAUGAAAUUCCAAACCAUUUCACGGUAAAAAAAUUUUGCUGCAAAAGGUGCAAAGAUAACAUUUUUUUUUUAAUUUUUCGCGUGAAAGCACACCUGGUAUUUCAUUUUUGUUUAUAUAAAAAGGAAGUCUUCAUGAACAACUGAAAUAUUUGUAUGUUGUAUCCUCUGGUCCCUGUUGAGAUCCACCCAACCCUUUAAGUCCCAGUAUCAACUUAUAAAUUCUCCAGAUGUAUUUCGAUACAUUACUUUGAGGAAUUACUCAUAAUCGAACAUACUCAGGAUAUGAAAAAAGGUGUCUCUAACUGGAGCUGGCUGCUCGAGAAUGUAACAAUACAGAGGUUGUAUGGAAGUUGAGGAAAACGGGGUUUUGUGAAGGCAUCCAUAUUAGUAGAGCUGUGCACUUACAAGAGUGUCCUUUAGGAUAGCUUCUACUGUAGUUGAGUGAAUUUAAUAAAAGAUCAAAACAUUUUCCCUUUGGUGCAGGUAACAUUCUCUCUUCAUGGUGUACUAUUAUUGUUAGGAGAAACUUGAUGUUGGUCACUUUUGGGACUUAAACGGUUAUUAAGAAUCUAAAUGCAGUGGAAAUUUAUUGAUUUGGGAAUACUGUAGCUAUUCUCAGACUACAAGAGCUUUUUGGUUCGAUUGUUUCAGAUGAUCCAAGCUUCUUUAAGCAGGUUUUGCAUGAAAAAGCAUACCAUCUUCUCUUUAUGCAGGUGUCUGGUGAACUGUCUAAUGAUGGACAGCCCAUGCGAAGAUUCAUGCAGACCUUUGUCUUGGCUCCUGGCGAGGUCAGUACUUAUACUGUUAUAAUACAGUCAAUCAAUACAUUAUUGUUUAUUUAUCCACUUGACGUCAGUGAGCUAAUAUGCUCAUUCAAAAUAGGUACAUGUUGCUGUUGUUUUAAUGCUAUAUUAUUGUUUAGAUUAAUCACUAAUUUCGAGAGACCACCACCUUGGUUUCAGUAGGGUAAAGUGGAAAUUGCUGCUGUAGUAACGGCGAUAUUAUGGUGUUCCACCUUCUCAAUUCUCCUUCCCAUGAGCAAUUUGCUGUCUCUUAAGAGUUUGAUAACCAAUAGUGGUCUACCUUGUUUGCAUAGCUCUCAAACACAGAAAAAUAAGGAAUGUAUAUAUUUCUUAACAUAACCAAUGACUGGCUUACUUUUAAAACAUAAGAGGACCCCCUUAAAUUACAUGCUGCGUUUUGUAAAUCCAAUCCUUUGAUGAUAUUUCUGAUAGGGUCCAAAAAGGUAUUAUGUCCACAAUGACAUUUUCCGCUACCAAGAUGAGGUGUUCUCAGAAGAUACUAGUGAUGAACCAGCUGAUGGAACUGUUGGUAAGUUGAAAUACACAUGCACUAUCUCCGCCAAGGUACAUAGUUUCUUUUAAUAAAGCGUUGCCAAAGUAUAGCAAGAAUCACUGAGAGACACUGGAUGGAUAUAAGCUGUGUGGUAGUAAACAUCAGCUGUCAAUGACUGUUGGUAGUGGAGGUUAAAUGAAGAUGAAAUGUUAGAGCUGAUUUGUGCAAGUAACAAGAAUAAUAGUUCUUAACAAAUACUUUUCCACCAUCUCUCUUUUGCGUACAUGGUUUGUGAAAGUUAAAGGGUUAAAGAUAUGGUUUACAAAUUUCACCAAGAGCACCCUUUUUCAAACAGCAAUUUUAAUUCCAUUAUUUCCCGCCUUUUAACUGAUCAGGAACAGUGAAGAAGACAAUGUCAAUGAAUUGAUAAACUGCUCAAUGGUGUUGUCAUUUGAACUGAGACACCUACAGCAUGAUAUAAAGUUCUAGUUUGGUAGUCUGACUGGGCUCAAGCGUGUAAAAUACUUCCUCAUCGUCAUCAUCAUCAUCUGGCCCUUUCGGUCGGGAUGUUCUGGACAAUCUUAUUCCACACUUUGCAGUCUGACCUGAGCAAGAUCCUCCCUGUCAAUUCUGGAAUCCCUUGAGAUCAUAUCUGGGAAUGUGAUUUCCCUUGAAUGAACAGUGCCACUUGGCAUUUCCAUAGUAGAAGGGGCUGAACGAUCUCACCCUUUGCCCAUUGGCAAUGACCAGCAAAUUGGGGAUAGCACUUAGCAGACUUGCUCUGGAACAAUCCACCUCUCUUCAUAAGUCUUUACGACAAGUUAUAGUUCUGUGCUUAUGAACAAUAAAUUUAGUGUGUGAAAACUCAUGAUCCUAUGUUUUUGACAUUUUUGUAGAUUCUGAAGGUGAAGAAGAGCACCCACAACAGGUGCCAGUGAAUAACGUCAGCAGCUAUGAUCAAACCAAGCAAGAGCAAGCUAUUGUGCAAGACAUUCCCAGUGAAAAUUUGUACUAUGCUGAGUCAGGGCAAACCAAUGGGUAAUAUGAAAUUUCCUUGCUUCUUAGUAGUUGUUUCUUAUUUUCACCCAUGCCGCUAAAAAUUUUACGAGAUUGUGUUCGAUUGGUUGUAUUCUGUAUGAGUACACAGCAAAAUGUGCAACAACUUUGAAUUCCUUACAUCAAGAAUUUAAAGCCACUGGAAUGUCAUCCUGAUUGCUGAUGGCUAAAAUUAUUUACCUGGUUCUGCAAAACGCAUUGAAAUUCUUUUUGAAGGGCCUCCAAAAUCAAAUUCCAUGUGUGACAAAUUGCGUUUUUAUCUUAUGGUGUCAAAGAUUUUGCAAUGUUGCCUGCUUAAAAACAGUUUUAUUGUUAGAUGUCAUGUGACGUAGCCUGCGAAUACAGCCAUCUCUCCUCUCUCCUUGCCACUUAGAUGUUUCACAGAGAGGACGUCUGUGCCUCAAUGACAAUGCUAUACUGAUAAUGUAAAUCAAUGUUUAGAUAAUCUGGUAAUCAUGGGGUUCCAAAUUAAUGUAAAUUUCUUUGAAUUUAUGUUUCUGGUCUGUUAUUUCAGAGUUUGAGUUCCCCUGUGAAAGAGUGGAAGCAAAACUCAAGAGAAUAAUAAAUUCCACAAUAAAAUUGUUGACUGUUUUACAAUAGAUUUAUUAUACAUAUCGCAUUUACAUUUGACCUCUGUCUUCUUCUAUCGUGUAUAAACAAUAACUGAAAGAAUAUAAUCUAUGUUGACCAAUCACAGUUCCUGACCAGUUUCUGGACAGAUUUUACAUUAUCACUAUGGCAUUUCUGUCAAUGAGGUGCAGACAUCUCUCUGCAAAAUGUCCCUAACGGCAAGGAGCAAGCAGAGAUGGCUGUAGUUGCAGGCUACAUGUACAUGUGACCUUGAAGUAACCAAUCAAUGAGAGAAUUUUAUGCCUUUUAACAAAUACUAACUUUUAAGUUGCUUUUUGACACAGUUCGACAGCAUUGUUGAACCAGGAACCACUGCUGGAUGAGGAAGAUGAUGAUGAAGGUGAAGAAUCACUUGAACUUCAAGAAGUGGUCAUCGACAAACAUCCACAGGUACGAACAUAAUACUGUAGGUUGCUUGUAGUGCAUAUUUUUAUAGCCUGAAAACAGAUAUUAUUAUCCCCAGUGGAGGGAAUAGAAGAAAUUUAUUCUCUUUGCUAACCCAGUAGAGUGCAAGUGUGCAGCGAAAGUGCACAUAGAUUCUACACAAAACCAAAGGCCACAGGCUGAUAUGAAAGCCAGUUUCCUCCUCUCAUAAUGUUUAAUUCAUGAAUCUCUUUAUUUUGCCACAAACUAAGAAUGUUUUCUUUCUUUCUCAAAUAAAUUUGUAUUGCAAAAAAUGUUUACUCACAAAAUCAAAAUGUUUGCUUAAAGAUGUUUGUUUGACUCACUUUGAGGUAAAGUAUUUUCAGCUGAUGUUAAAUGGAAGAGGGAAGGGGUGAUACUUGAAACAGCCAGGGCGCGUUUGUCAUUCAUGUUAUUAAAGGAUAAUCUAUUCCCUCAGAAUGCUCACCAGGAACCUGUUCGAGAGACUUCUGCUGUAAUUCAGUUGCCUGAAGAAGAGGAGGAGCCAUUGCCUACAAAUGAUCAGUCUGGUGAUACUCCAUUUGAACCAGAGCAGCCUGAGGUUGAUGAUGUAGAAGGACCUGAAGGAGCAAGGACUGAGCCAGAGGCACCUUUAGAGGAUGUAAUGGGUGAAUCUACAGAGCCAGGUACCUACAUUCAAGGACUGUUCACGUGUAAUACAGUAAAAACCUGUGAUUAAGAACCUCGCUUUUAAGAUCCUGUAAGGUUUAAAUUUUCCAGUUAGGCCCCCACUAUCAAGAACGUGUUUAGCCGAAAAUGGGAAGCUGGUUCGUAGUUUCUAAAAUCUAUAAAAAGAAUGGUACACUUGAGCAAAUAAAAGAAGUCAACAUUUAUGAUCCUUUUGGGUCCUUUUGGGGUUAUCACUCGUACUGCAAUGUAAUGGUACAGCUGUAAGCAUUCAAGGGACACUUGCCUUAGUCCCAUGGGUGUCCCCUGAAUAGAGGUUCCAUUGUAGCUUUUUAUAUCAUGUGUAUAUGAUGUUGAUUUCAGCUCAAGAGAAACCAAAGACCUGGGCUGCACUUGCCGCAUCCCGCGCACCGGCAGCUCCAACUAACACAGCUCCCACCACAAACUCACGCCCCGCCCGACAGCCACAACCGGUGAGGUUUGAGACUGGUUAUGUUAUGUGCACUGUAUUGAUUUUGAAAGGUUAAAUGGUGGUUUACACAUAUGGAGCAAGUAUAAGCAUAAAUAGCGUAGUAAAGCAUGCGCAUUGCAAGAGACAAUGCCUCUUUCAGUGCUCCAAAAAGUGGAAUGAUUUUCCUUCUUCUGCUCACAUGCUUAUACUUGCAUUUUUAUGUUACACAUUUAAAAUGGGACAUUGCUAGCGUGCUCAUCGGCACAACCACAAAUCCCUUUUAUUUUACCCCUUGUUGGAUUGAUGUAAAUUCUUUGGCACCAACAUUGAAGCAAAAGAAAACGUUUUCUGUGUUUGCAUAGCCUGAUAUAAACACGAGAGGGGUUGGGAGAAUUUGAGACAGUUAUGCAAACCCGAGACGAAGUCGAGGGUUUGCAUAACCGUCGAGAAUUCUCCCAACGCCUCGAGUGUUUAUAUCAGGCUAUGCAAACACAGGAAAAAGUUUUCUAUUGCUUUUAUAAAAUAACUUUCACGAGAAAAAACUCAAAACUUUUUGUAUGGUACUGAUUAAAAGAGAAAUUCUUACCAGUCGCAUAAUCUUGUCCACGAAGUCUUGCAUGCGUAAUCAGUUCUUGUUUUGCAAAAAGAUGCUUCGCAAAAUACGGAUUUUUCUCGUUCAAAAUGCCGGCUUAAGCAAAGAAAAAUUGACUCACCUUCUUUGUAACGAUUUUCCAUGUUUCAGCCGACGAAGGAAUGGGUAAAUAAAGUAAACUUGUCGAGUUUUGAACUCGAAAACUUUUUCAAAUUCGUGCUUGCGUGAUUAGCGCGCGAAAAGCCAAACAACUUGACGCCACAACCAUGUUUACAUACUCUCAUGCAAACACUCCUCUCGUCCAAUCAGAGCUCGCAUACUAUCUUAGUUAUUUUAUAAAAGUACAUCUAUACAGCUGUAUACAUCGCCUUAUUCUGAUCUUCAAGAUUAAACAUCCUUGUGCUUCUUCCUUUUCCAAUGCUGAAUAAUUUUGGCACCAGGCUCCUGCCCAGACUGUGUUAUCACCACCGCCUAGACCCCAGGCUACUUCAGCCCGCCAGUCCAAGGAAACCCGUGGAGGCCCAGGCACUAGAGAGGCAAGGAUGAGUGCAAGGAAUGCCCCUGAUAAUCAUCAGGUGUUUAUUGGCAACCUACCUAAUAAUAUCAAGGAUGAUGAAGUGCGAAAUGUGUUUGCAAGUAAGUAUUCAACGAGUACUUACGUCCAAGUUGCCCAUAGCCUGUAAUGCAUGUUUCAUUGGAUGAGCGAGUGCUUUGUAUUUCCUGUAUUUGGCUGCUGUUUGAAUUUGAAAGAAGAAACUGGGAUGAGAAGAAAAUGCAAAGCAAUUGGUUGCGCAUUAGGUUGCCCCCGUGCAAUUUAACUCGUGUAUAUAGUGUUAGAGACCUGUAGAUUUAAAGAAGAGGACGACUUCGAGAGCGAGAUUUUCUCAAAGCGAAGUAGUGCGCGCGCGUGAUCCAGCAUUACUUUGGCGGGAAGACGAACUACUUUUUAAAGUCGUCAUUCUAUGGCAGGUUUUAGCGUGAAUGUCGUUGUGGCGGGAACAAGUCAUCAAAUUUUAAAGUUUUAUCAUUUUGCAGUCGGGAGAGGGCUUAACCACCUUCAGAAAAAAUAAUAACUGUGCUAACUCUUCUGGUGACAAAAACAAAAAGGACAACGGAGCUUUCCGGGGUGUCUAUUUUUUUUUUUAAUAUGAGAAAAAAACUUGAAGGCAAAUCUCAUCCUUGUGUUAAUCCUCGUCCUCGAAUCUAAAAGUCUCUUAUCAUAUUUGAGGGGGGUGGGAGGGAAGGGGGAGAAACAAACACCAUUGCCUGCAGGUACCAAGUUCAUCAGGAGAUGAAUUCAAGACUCAGUGUACUGUUAUCAGUAAACAAAGUGAAUUUCAAGUAUUUUACCUACCUACAAAAACGUUUCUUGGGACUUUUCCCCUUACAAAUGUAGUUAAAAUAUUUACUUUAUGUAAUACUGUCUGAAGUGUACUUUGUUAUCUUUGCAGAGUAUGGAACGAUACUGGAAAUACGACUCAACCCCAAGGUAUAUAAACAUAAAGAGACGUGUGUUUAAAUGUUACGCAUUUAUUUUUCAUGACAUCUUGUAAUGUAAGCUAACUACCUGUACCAAUGUAGAGGAGCCUGUUUAGGGGCAGUCCACUUAAAUAAUUUGCAACAAAUUAUCAAAAUUGAACAAAAUUUUUGGGCCGCCAGUUUAAGUCUGGCUUUGUUGUAAUAACCCGCCCUAGUCAUGGGCUAAUUACAUUCUUCUACUGAGAUUUUUUUUUUCCUUUUUCUUUCCUUCUACUCUCUUAAAUGCUAUUAACUACCCCGAGGAAGUUUGUUUUUCUGUUACUGAUUGUUGUGUCUUGUUUUUAGAACUUUGGAUUUGUCAUCUUCAACAGCCCUGAACCAGUGGAGCAAAUCCUUAGCAACAGAGUAAGUGUGAAACCAAAACAGCUCAUUCUCUGAUCGUUUAGUAUAGCAGUUAGUCAAAGAAAAUUGGAAACGUAGGAGAGUCCACGAUCGGAAAACUUGCAGCGUUUGUUGGUCAUGUUUAGGUUACCCCGCUGGAGAGACUGGGUCAGUGGUGUGUCGAAUGGCAUUAUGGGACUGUUUUGGGAGACAAAUUCUGGCCCAGUUCCUUACCUUUCUUAAAGUCCUUCGCUUCUCAUUUCCGGUUCCGGUAGUAGGCCCCAGCUCCAUCUAGUCUGACACGCGACGGGGACGCAAAUAGUUCGCGCCAAAAUGCCGUCACUUGAUGCGAUUUUCUGCAGUGAAAACAAGUCGAACCCCCGCUCUCUCACUCGCUUUCAUGCCGCAGUAAACGUAAAAAAAUCUCCCGCUCGCGCUUCGCGCUGGAGAAAAAUAUUGGGCUCGUCUUGUGGGCCAGUCUACUCAGUUCCCUGCGCAACUUCACAGUAGCCAGUCCCAUCGUGAAGUUCGUUACAACACCAUACUCACAGAACCUCAGAGUGACUAGCUAAUCUUUAUUUUGCUGAUGUUGUUUUUGUUUUAUCUAGCCGAUCAAAAUUGGUAACCAUGAAAUCAACAUAGAAGAAAAGAAGCCUAGUGGUACAGUUGGGCGCGGUUCUGGCGGAAAUCGUCGAGGGGGUAGUGGAGGUGCUCGUGGAAACGCGCGUGGCGGCGCGAGCGGAGGCGGUGGUCAAGUUGGCCGUGGAGGAACUGGAUCCCGCUCGAGUAACCGCGGAGGGGGAUUUGGAGCUAACAGCGGCGGUGGUAAUGCUGGAUCCAGUGGGAGAUCUGGCAGGGAUCGGGACAGCGGAGGUCGCGGCGGAAAAUUCAAGUAGCUAACCACUGCUGGACCAUGGACCGGAGCAAGAGUAGCAUAAUUUAUUGUUAUAAAGACAAAAAAAAACGCACUCAAUCUUUGCAGAAAGCCAUUGUGGCGUCGUCACGUUCACUUCUCCUCGCUCGAAGGUGUUGUUAUCUUUCAUAGUAUCGCGUGCACUGUCGUCUGUAUCAGCAAGCUUUAUAGCAACAUUCUUACUUGCGUUUUGUCUGCUGGCGGAUAUGUUCGUUACGUUUCGUUGUAUUUGUGGUUUAAGUCGCGUGCCUGUGUAAACUGUUCGCGUGUUGUGGUAGCGAGUGUUCCAUUUGAGAGUUUAAUAUAUCGUCCGAGGCGAGCGAAAAUGCGAAAAAAAUGAAGAGGACGCCUGAAGUGACUUUUUU